Messenger RNA from Orycteropus afer afer, 1224 nucleotides. Its product is annotated as zinc finger protein 75D. Gene Ontology annotation, biological process: regulation of DNA-templated transcription. The transcript has 3 exons. NCBI's taxonomy places the organism in Eukaryota, Metazoa, Chordata, Mammalia, Tubulidentata, Orycteropodidae. The record is from RefSeq and is a predicted model, not a curated record. Bases 1 to 1224 code for a protein of 407 amino acids.
AUGACAGGAUAUCUCAAGGUGGCUGCAUGUGGAAACCUCCAGAUGAAGCCUGUUUUGGAAACUAAGAGCUCUGUGAGAGAGAGUUCCAGUCGUAAAUUCACCCCACAGAGGAGCAGUCUUGAUCCAGAGAGCUCUCGUCGGCACUUUCGGAACUUCUACUAUCCUGAAGCAGCUGGACCCUUCCAGGCUGUCAGCCAGCUUCGGGAAUUAUGUCGUCGGUGGCUGAGGCCAGAGAUCCACUCGAAAGAGCAGAUCUUUGAGCUGCUGGUGAUAGAGCAGUUCAUGACCAUUCUGCCCAGGGGGAUCCAGAGCCAGAUGCAAAAGCACCAUCCACAGAGCAUCGAGGAGGCUGUGGCCCUGGUCGAACACCUUCAGGGAGAAUCUUGUCAAGGGAGGAAUGAGAGUUUGUUGACCUUUGAAGAUGUGGCCCUGGAUUUUUCCCAGGAAGAAUGGGAGUUACUGGACCCCACUCAGAAGACCCUGUAUAAUAAUGUGAUGCAGGACAUCUAUGACAUUGCCAUCUCUCUGGGAUUAAAGCUCAAAAAUGACAUUGGAAAUGAUCAACCUGUAUCUCCUGAGGAACAAAUACAAGCAUCAGGAGGCAAAGUAUCAAAAAAGGCCAGAGUGAAAACAACAGGCACAGAAAGUAAUGGUGGAACACACAGGAUGAGGAAACGGCAUCAAAAUUUUCCAGGGAAGAAAAGAAAGAAACAUUCAACGUGUAAACAAGAGCUGCCAAAAUGUAUGAAUCUUCACAGGAAAAUCUACUCAGGGGAGAAACCUUUUAAAUGUCAGGAGUGUGGAAAAAGCUUCAGAGUGAGCUCUGACCUCAUUAAGCACCAGAGAAUUCAUACUGAAGAGAAGCCCUAUAAGUGUCAGCAAUGUGAUAAGAGGUUUAGAUGGAGUUCAGAUCUUAACAAGCACCUAAUGACACACCAAGGAAUAAAACCACAUAAAUGUACAUGGUGUGGGAAAAGCUUCAGUCAUAACACAAAUCUCCACACACACCAACGAAUCCACACAGGAGAGAAACCAUUUAAGUGUCAUGAGUGUGGAAAAAGAUUCAGUCAGAAUUCUCAUCUUAUUAAACACCAGAGAACCCACACAGGUGAGCAACCCUAUACUUGUAGCACAUGCAAGAGAAACUUCAGCAGGCGAUCAAGCCUUCUUAGACACCAGAAACUCCACAGGGAAAGGGAAGCUUGUCCCAUCCCCCCUGUCUGA